UGGCAGCAGCAAAUCACGGCCGGACGGAAAGUCAUGUAAUGCCUGGGGACGCUGGGACCGGGGGACAAAGAAAGAAGGCACAGCGCCAGAGACGGCCAGACAGACAGACAGACAGGGACAGGGAGAGCAAGACAGUCGGAGGAACAUGGUUCGCCAUGAACAUGCAUGGAGUGUGAGUGAGUGAGCUCCAGGCUGCCGCUGUUCGAGAAAAGAAUACAUGUCCGUGCAGACUGGAAUCUCAAGAAAUGGGGCUGUGGGAGGAAGGAGCUGAGUUGAAUUGAGUAUUGUAUUGUAUUGAAUAGAUCCUCAAGGAGGCGCCGGUUCUUGCUUCGCUUGCUCGACGCGAAUUUGACGAUACACCGACCCCACCGUCGGGGCGAGAGAAGAGAGCGGCGGAGUGUCUGUCGAUUCGAUCCCUACAUUGUGUUUGUUCGCUUGCGCGAACGCACUCUCCUCUCCAUCCUUCGUUCUUACUUACUCCACGGGUUGUGGGGACGGAGGAAGAGGAGAAGAAGAAACCGAAGGCUUCUUCUUCUCUCCUCGCGGUCGUUGUUGGUUGGUUGGUUGGCAGUCGCUCAGGCAGGCAGUGCGUGCCGAAUCGAAUUGGACGUCGUCGUCGGGGGUCUGUUUCAUCAUUUCCUUGGUAAUUUGUAUGCGGUCGCGUAUUCUGGAAGUGUUGUUUCCUAGCUACCUCCGGGGUGUAAUUGUCGUAUCGCCUCAACGCCUCGAAGAAAUCUGAGACGGGACAGUGACGCGCAGAUUAGAACACCUGAUUUCGCUCACCGACGACAGCGCUUUCUUUGACCGGCUGUGGAUUGUAGAAUUCCAUCGGGAGAGAUUUCUCUUGCCUGCUGGUGGCUGUGCUAUACAUUUCUGUUCUGGCACUACGGGUCAGAUAUUUUGGACGGCCACUGCGAUCAGUGGGGCUGUGGUUUUCUCAGUGGGCUUUCAGUAGUUGUUUACCUCACAAUAUUGGGCAUUAUAUAUAAACAGGCUACAGGUGCUUCAUUGUCUCGGGUGGAUGCAUAGAUCAUAGAGCUGUGGAGCGUUUCAUUGGACCCGCACGAGCAAUCAGUUUUUGAAGUUCGUCCAGCUAGAGACAUCAGCUGCAGUCAUUCGGUAUACACGGGAAAAGGGCCACACCCUCGCAUAGAAGACUCGUGGAAGACUCUGCGAGAUAUGAGAAAUGUACUGUCAUUUCGAGUAGAAGACGGCCAGAGUUGCAUGCAGAACUGGAAACUGGGAGUCAGUAAAACACGUGAAAGAUAAGAUUAAAUUGCACAUUCUUAGCGCAGAAUUUUGCGUCUGAAAGUAUCGAACAGAUGGCAUCGACAGGAAAGGAGACUCCGGGUGACCCAUCGAUGCUAACGCACCACCCUUCUCAAGUUACAGCACCAAAUUCUGGGGUCUCGAAGAAACAGCAUGAAACAGAAAUUAUAGGCAUAGUUGGAGCGGUUUCAGCAGUCAUCGCCCUCUGCUUGUUGGCAUUGAUAAUCUACAUUCGUUGGCGACGAGGAGUUUUGGCCAGAAAGAUUGUCGUCAAGGAAGAAGAAAAUUACCUUGAGAACAACCGAAAGCUUCUCCUCUGUCCGAGAAACAAGUACAGCAAUUCCGGACUUUUGACUUCUCUAAGUCUAACACCAAAGACGCAUAUUCGUUUCUUGUUUGAGGACCUGAAUAUAGCAACGAGUGGAUUUGAUGAGAAGAAUUUAUUAGGAGAGGGCGGCUUUGGUAGAGUCUACAAAGGUGUACUUCCACUUAUUCCCUUCACCAAAGUAGCUAUCAAGGCUCUCACCGGAACCAGUUCACAAGGAGUAAAAGAGUUCGUGACUGAAAUCGAACUCCUCAGUAGGCUGGACCACAAACAUCUGGUCCGCCUUCUGGGCAGCUGUAUGGUCGGUGAGCAGCUUUAUCUGGUCUACAGGCAUGUCGCCAACGGCAGUUUGUCAGAUCACCUUCACGGAGAGAAUCGUCAAACAAAAACUUAUUUUCCUUGGGGAAUAAGAGUGAAAAUAGCUCUAGGAGCCGCGCUAGGUAUCCAGUAUUUACACCAGCAGAAACCCACUGUGCUACAUCGGGACAUCAAGGCUGCUAACAUACUUCUCACUGGAGGUUUCAAUGCAAAGGUUUGUGACUUUGGAUUUGCAAAACAGUUGACAGGAGCGCUGGAUGAUCCCGUAAGAUUUUGUUGUACACCUUCAAGGUCUGGUGCAUUAGGCACACUGGGGUAUGUUGCCCCCGAAAGCAUGAUGACAGGAGAAGUCUCAAGUGCAAGUGAUGUUUACAGUUUUGGAGUAGUUAUGUUGGAGUUGCUCACUGGAAGAAAGCCUCUCGAUUUCUCACUCCCAGAAAAGGACCAAAGUCUCGUGAACUGGUCCAGGAUGUACUUGGAGCAAGAACGUGUGAGUGAACUCCUCGACUCAGAUAUGCCCGAUGACAUCGCAUACAUACGUGAAUCGGCCCUCCUAUUCAUGCGAAUGACGAGAUUGUGUCUAGGAAUGGAUCCUCGGGAACGCCCCAAUAUGAACGAAGUUGUCCAAACACUUCAAGUGCUACGAGCUGAGUUCGAAUCUCGAAUCGAUGCUGAGUCUAUCAAUCUUAGCGUCAGCCUCAGCGACAGUGGAAGCAGUGAUAGCGCAUCGGACACCAGUGAAGAGAAAUCUGCUGAUGACAUAUCGUCCUGCCAAUUCGACGAUAUCACUAUCCUCGACAUGGACCAAUUCUCUCAACGGUUUUUAGAAGCAGAGGGUUACGAACAGGAUGCAAUGAACGGAGAUCUCUCCUCAAAGAAUUCAUCGCAAAAAAGUGGAGGUCCUUUCAAACCGCUCUCUUGGUUAUCCCAUGGUUUCAACAAGCCUCCCACUCCGACAAGAGGUUAAGAUUUCUCGAACUCAACUCAGCCUCAAAAGUUCAAUUCCUCGUCUUAGUCUGCAGUCAGUUCCCCCAUGUUAUCUGCUUGCCAUGUCGAUGAAGUGCAAGACUGGAGUACUGUACAAGUGCAGAUUGUGCCACUCGUACCAAAGAUCAACAUUUGUCGAGGUCUGAUCGAUCGAUCUCCUACGAAGAAUACCUUCUCGUCGGCUUAAACUGCAUCCUCUGGAAACAUAGAACUGCAGCUGCGCCUUGCAGUAGUUAGCUAAUGAUCUGUUACAGAGCUUCGUAUCUCGUCCAAUGCAUGGAGAGAUUUUCACUAUCUCCGUAAAGCAUGUUGGAGGAUCGGGGAAAUGCUGUCGGCGACUCGUCCUGAACAGAGCCGUAUCAGUGAAUCACGUCAAAAAAAUUUAAGUAUGAAAGCAAGAAGAAGAGAAGUUUGUUGCUGACCUCGCCGCUGCUGCCGCCGCCGACACUGGAACAGUACAUGCUGCUGUCCUGUGCGUGGUAGCUGUUCAAAAGCAAAGAAAGCAUCGUGCAACAUGGACUUGUGAAAGCCAAGAUAUGUUGUUACUUUUGAUGAGUCGUUGACGUGUGGUUUCAGUUGGAGCCCGCUUCAUUAUAGUCGACGUCCUGUUCCCUUCCCAGUGCUGCAACUGCAGAAAACGCAUCGGAAGCGGCCGCCCCCCUCGACAUCAUUCUCAGACUUAACACCCAGGAUUAUGCUGGAAGUUGGAGCAAUUUGCAAUUGCCCACACAGUUAUCUCUUCUUGCUCUCUGAUAGUUGCUGUAUAUCCGUUUCAUCCAUUGCUAAGCAUCCACGCCAGAAAAAUUGUAUAAACCACCACUGUUGGAAGUGGAUCUCGUUCCUCGCGAGUAAGCCUUCGAUGUCUUGCAGAUCAGAUUGAUUAGAAGGUUCUACAAGAGAGAUUGUGGGUAGGUCAAGUCUUCUCUAAGCCAUCGUCCUGCCUUCAGCCAGUUGGCCCACUUACGGCAAUGUGUCCACAUAUCUGCCCAAUUUUGAUAAUCAGUGUAUAUAUUCCCGUAGUCUCUCAUGUACACACAAGAAGAUACGUAUUUUUCUUCAGGUUGAUCUAAUCUCGAGUGAUUUGUAAGAGUUUAUUGUCCCUCCUUUGAAUUCAACCACCCCAAUGCUGUUCGUUCUUGGAGGGGAAUCCGGCC
Molecule: messenger RNA, 4053 nt
Organism: Marchantia polymorpha subsp. ruderalis
Lineage: Eukaryota; Viridiplantae; Streptophyta; Marchantiopsida; Marchantiales; Marchantiaceae
Source: the annotation of a GenBank genome assembly